This is a messenger RNA of Salvelinus sp. IW2-2015, 1371 nucleotides long. Lineage: Eukaryota; Metazoa; Chordata; Actinopteri; Salmoniformes; Salmonidae. The record is from RefSeq and is a predicted model, not a curated record.
AUGCAGCAACUCUUGGCAGCCUUGUUGCCAAGGAAACAAAUUAAACCCGCUCUCYCAUUCUACUCCCUCCCUCGAGGCUCACAUUUCAAAUCUGUUUUCCCUGUAAUCUCUGGCCUAACUCGUUGCGUUUCAGCUAAAAGCUUUUUGUUGUGGCAUUGGAGCCAGAGAGCCAGAGAGGACAUGAGAGACAGGGAAUGGUUAAGAGAGCUGGGGGAGGAAGAAAGAGGGUCCUCCUAGUUGCCAGGGCAACUUGACAUCACAGUGACGAUUUCCUCCAUUUAAAAGCUUUUAACCGGAUCCCUCUCCUGCCCUAGGCCCCAUUUUGAGUCCUCUUUCAGCUAAACUCGGGGGAAAAGCACAGGCAAAGCAGAGCGGUGAGUGGCUGUUUGCAACCACAUUCCACUGACGACUGCUAGAAACACCUUAGAGCAGAAAAGGGCUUUCAAACUAAACCGUUUUGGAGGCCUAUUUUUGUUUACCAAACCAAACCAGGAAUAGAGUACUUUCGAGUGGGCUUUCAAAAUGGCCACCGAGGACAGUUUCAAUUACCUCUUCAUGGGCCACAGCGAGAAACACAGAAGGGCCCGAAACUGGACCGAUGCGGAGAUGAAGGGGCUCCUGUACGUCUGGGAACAGAACGUCGCUGAGCUGAAGAAAUGCAAGAGGAAUGCCAAGAUCUAUGAGAAAAUGGCCCAGAGGUUCUUCGAGCUCACGGGAGAACAGCGCCACCGGGAGGAGAUCAAGAUGAAAAUCACCAACAUGUCUUUCCAGUACAGGCAAGUGAAAAUGAAGUGCACGACCAAUGGGAGUGGAGGUACCCCGGACUGGCCGUACUACAAAGCCAUAGAGAAGAUCCUCACCAAGACUGCCGAUAAUGGGACUAUGAACCCAUUUGAGCUCCAGUCUUCGGGCCCCUCCACCUCCACGGAGGCCUCGAUGUCCCAUGCGGAGGGCCUCCCCAUGGGCGUCCUUCCGGAGUACACAGGCUCCUCUGAUGAGAUGGAAAUGAGGGAGGACCUGGGUGGAUCGGAGAGCUCUGGCAGUCUGCAUUCCGGGCUUCCUUGUCCUGAUUCCCACCCGGCACCGGCCAAGAGGAAAAAAGUACACCAGCACCUCUCCCUGAAGCGGUGGAAGCUGAAGGUGAUGGAGGCARUGCUACAGGAGCAGCGGAAGGUGAGCCGGGCGGUGGAGGAGACGUGCCGCGAGGUAAGCCGCGUCAUGCACCAGCAAAACUUCCUCCAGGUGCAGAGCCUACAGCUCCAGGAGCGCAUGAUGAACCUGCUGGAGAAGAUGAUUCAGCCACCCGCUGCCCCGACACCCGCCUGGGGUGCUGCUGCCCAGCCAGGGGUCAAAGAGCCAGGGCAGGGGUGA